AUGGCUGCCGAGGCUGCCUUCAGACAAGCCGAUCUUAACAAAGAUGGACGUGUCGAUCUCGGUGAAUUCCGUAACUUUCUUGGUCAAAAUCUUGGUGUUGGUGCUGGUGCGGGUGCUAGCUACGGUGCUAGUUCAUCAUGGGAAUCAGCAUCAUUAGGUGGUGGUGCUGGUUUCGCUGCUGGUGCUGGUGCUUCAGGCUAUGAAUCAGCAGCAUUUGAAUCAUCUGCGUCAGGCGCUGAUUUUGGUGCAGGUUAUGAUGCAUCAUACGCAGUUGGUGGUGGUCUUGCCGGCGGUGCCGCUAGUUACGAAUCAAGCGCUGCAUAUGCUGGUGAUGCUGCUCUCGUUGCUGGUGGAGCAGCCUUUGAUUCAUCAGCCACUCAAGUUCAAUAUGCUGCUGAUUCUCAAGGUCUCUACCAAGAUCCAAACCCACAAAUCAUUCGUCGUCCAGCUCCUACUGGUGUACAAACAUACACACAACAUGUUCAAGUUCGCUUCCUUCAACCACCACCAGUUCCACCCCCAGGCCCACUCAUCAUCAAAGAAGUGCGCCCACCUCAACCACCUCCACCUCCACCUCUUCGCCUUCGUUACCGAGCUUUACCUCUUCCUCCACCACCCCCACUUAUUCUUCGUGAACGACCACCAUUCCCACCACCAGUAAUUCCUUCUCAAACUGUCGUCCGUCCAUUACCUCCUUUACCAGUUCCACCACGAUCAGUCAUCAUCGAACGUCUUCCUGCUCCCCCACCGCGCCCACGUGAUGUCAUUAUUGAACGUUGGAUUCCGUAUGGACCUCAACCAAGACGACGUACUAUUCUUCAACGUACUCCUGCUCCUCCUCCAUACCCAGCUCCACGGAAUGUUAUCGUUCAAUAUGAAGCAGCUCCAGUUCGCGUUAUUCGUCAAUUCCAUCGCCUUGGUGUUGUUGCAGCUAGCCCAACUGUUUACAUCCAAACAUAUGGUGCUCAGCUGCUUGAUGGUGCUUCACUCGUUGCACAAGCUCGUGCUGCUGGUGUUGUUGAAGAUAUCUCAGCCCCAGCUGGUAUAACUGUUGGUUACGGAGGUGGCACAUACGGUGAACAAUCAUUUGGUGUCUCAUUAGGUGCGGAAGGUGGUUCUGACUUUAUUGCUGGAGGUGCUGAAGCUGUUGGUGGUGGUCUUGCUUUUGGUGGUGGACUCGGUUCAUCAUCAUUAUACGAAUCAUCAAGCUUCUCAUCAGGUGGUGCUGGUGGUUGGGAAGGAGGUCUCGUUGGUGGUGGUUAUGGAGCGUCAUCAAGCGUCUCAUCUGGCGCCGUUGCUGGAGUUGAUGCUGCUUUUCUUGCUGCCGAUACUAAUCUUGAUGGUACUCUUGAUCAAGGAGAAUUCCGUCAAUUUCUUGGUAAAUAUUUGUUCAAAUGA
This is a messenger RNA of Rotaria sp. Silwood2, 1398 nucleotides long. The record is from the annotation of a GenBank genome assembly. Lineage: Eukaryota; Metazoa; Rotifera; Eurotatoria; Philodinida; Philodinidae.